Molecule: messenger RNA, 777 nt
Organism: Cotesia congregata
Lineage: Eukaryota; Metazoa; Arthropoda; Insecta; Hymenoptera; Braconidae
Source: the annotation of a GenBank genome assembly
AUGUUUGAAAAUGUUCGACCUCAAGCAAUAAAAAAAGCGGCAAUGGUAUUGCGAAAUUCCGAAAUUUAUAAACACUGCAACAUACAAUUAGACUUAGAAAGAGACAAAAACAACGUUCCUGAACAUAAUAAUUGUGAAUAUGAUCCUAAAACUGAUAUUCAUAAUUAUAAUAAUUAUUCAAAUGUUGAAGUAGACAAUUUAGAUUACAAUGACAACAAUUCAUCAGAUGAUGACUCAGAUGAUGAAGAACCCGUAAAUAUCGAAGACGCAUCAACCCUUUUAAUAACACAAGCGAUUGUCUUUGCUCCUGGAGAAGGUCAAAUACCAGUUUCAUUAUUCGAUGAUUUUGCUGAAUCAUUAAGUUUUGUUAAAAUUUAUGGAGAAUACGUGUACAAUGAAAAUAUAGAGAGUAUAUUGAAAGAAGCUACCCAAAAGAUGAACGAAUCUAAUGAUGAAAAUGAAACUAAUGAACAAACUCCAAAAAACUUAGAAGUUUUCAAUGAUCCUUCCCAUGAAGGUGAUAUCGCGAUUGAUAUGGAGGGAAGUAUAAAUAAAAUUGAAAAUAUUAAUGACAAUAAGGAUGUAUACUAUAUAAUCCGGACAGCAGAAACAUGGAUAAAAGCAAAAGAUGAAAUUUUAAUAGAAGGUUAUACAAUUGUACAUCGUGUAAAUGUUGCUGAAAAUCGUAAGCGCCAUGCUUAUGGAUUAACUCUAAACAAUAAAAAAAACAUUAUCAAUCUUUCUGCCAAAGGUUACUAUCGGGAACGUACCUCAUAA